This is a messenger RNA of Acanthopagrus latus (yellowfin seabream), 3599 nucleotides long. RefSeq names its product adenosine A2a receptor a (gene adora2aa). Gene Ontology annotation, molecular function: G protein-coupled adenosine receptor activity. The transcript is spliced from 3 exons. The record is from RefSeq and is a predicted model, not a curated record. Gene Ontology annotation, biological process: G protein-coupled adenosine receptor signaling pathway; adenylate cyclase-activating G protein-coupled receptor signaling pathway. NCBI's taxonomy places the organism in Eukaryota, Metazoa, Chordata, Actinopteri, Spariformes, Sparidae. Gene Ontology annotation, cellular component: membrane. The coding region runs from base 612 to 1964 and encodes 450 amino acids.
UCUGUUCGGACUCGUGCGGGAGGAGAAACUGAUCACAGUUGUCAUCUUCGUGUUUUUUACUUCCUGGAACUCAGCGCGGCGUGUCGAGCUCAACUCCGUCUCAGCCGACCUGUGACUGUGAGGAAGUGUCUCACUUGUCGCUCAGCCGCGAGUGAAAGCGAUCAUUUGCGUGAUCAACUUCUUCUAGGUUUCAUCACCAAGGAGCCAUCACACAGCCUUUAAACACGAGUGAAGUCUGUCACAUUUGGAGAAGAGCUUCAUCUGCAGCAGCAGCAGCAUGUCCCAGUGAUGUGCGUUGUUGGCAUCAUCUCAGCCCCUCGAGGAGUUCAUGGGAAAAAGGCGCUGAGGGGAAGGACCUGAGGGGAGAGGACAGCAGAGGAGCUUUCCACCAGGGGAGAAUGGAGACUGCUGUGUCCUGCGCGUGGAGAUGAUCUGAAGUUAGAUAAGUCAGUUGAAGCUGAGCAGGUGUGAGGGAGUUGCCGCAGCUGUCGGGACGUUUCCCGAAGUGUCGGAGGUGAGGAGGCUGAGGUCAGCGGCUGUCAGGCCGCAGCUAUGGUCGUUGAGGCGAGGUUUCAUCCUUCCUCAUCAGUGACCUCUCCGUUUGUCUCACCAUGCCGGACGACCCCACUUCCUUUGUCAUUUACAUCGUCCUGGAGCUGCUGAUUGCUGUGUUCUCCGUGCUGGGCAAUGUGCUGGUCUGCUGGGCCGUGUGCCUCAACAGCAACCUGCAGAGCAUCACCAACUUCUUCGUGGUGUCGCUGGCGGUGGCCGACAUCGCCGUGGGCGUCCUGGCCAUUCCCUUCUCCAUCAUCAUCAGCACCGGCUUCUGCUCCAACUUCUAUGGCUGCCUGUUCAUCGCCUGCUUCGUGCUGGUCCUCACCCAGAGCUCCAUCUUCAGCCUGCUGGCCAUCGCUAUAGACCGCUACAUCGCAAUCAAGUUACCGCUCAGGUACAACAGCUUGGUGACAGGUCAGCGAGCGCAAGGCAUCAUCGCCAUCUGCUGGGUUCUGUCCAUCAUCAUCGGUCUGACCCCCAUGAUGGGCUGGCACAAGCUGCCCAACUACACCAACAGCACCAGCGGGCCACCCUGCCCACCCGGCCUGAUGAGGUGCCUGUUCGAGCAAGUGGUGGUCAUGGAGUACAUGGUCUACUUCAACUUUUUCGCUUGCGUGCUGAUCCCCCUGCUGCUGAUGCUGGCCAUCUACCUGUGCAUCUUCAUGGCCGCGCGCCACCAGCUCAAGCUGAUGGAGGUGAAAGCGCUUCACGGAGAGAAGUCGCGCUCCACGCUGCAGAAAGAGGUCCAAGCUGCCAAGUCUCUGGCCAUCAUUGUGGGGCUGUUUGCGGUCUGCUGGCUGCCGCUGCACAUCAUCAACUGCUUCACCCUCUUCUGUCCCGAGUGUAAGCGUCCUCCACCCUGGAUCAUGUAUGUGGCCAUCAUUCUUUCCCACGCCAACUCUGUCAUCAACCCCUUCAUCUACGCCUACCGGAUCCGGGAGUUUCGCCAAACCUUCCGGAGGAUUAUCCGGCGCCACAUCUUGAGCCGGCGGGAGCCGUUAGAGAGCAGCAGCAUGCGCACCUCCACCCACAACAGCAUCACUGACUCCAUCAGACUGAAGGCAAACGGCCUCAGCUUUGACGUUUUCAGUGAGCACAGCAGCAGCAGCUGUGAAAGCUCCUACCACUGCCCGACUCGUAUCUCUCCUGUAGGGAGCGGUGUGGUGGCAUUAUCCCACCCCCCUCUGUCAGUCGUCAUCUCCCACUGUCCUGUCCCCUGUCCACUGCAAGCCCUCAGGCAGACUCAGAUCCAUAUAGGUCAUCACCUGCAGUACGCGGAGCAGCAGCAUGACUGCACCGGACCAGAAGUCACGGAGGACAAACAGAACCACAGCUCUGCCCAGGUCACAUCGCUGUUCAACAAGCAGAGCAGGAAGAAUUGCCUUAGUGAGGUGGCCAUGAUGACUUGACCUAUGAACAGGAGGGAAUACUCGCUAUGCAGGAAGAAAUCAAUGUCACCUCAGCUGCAACUCUCAAAGGAAUCGAGACGAGUCCUGAUCCACAAUGGAAAUUAAAUGGGAGCACUCUAGUUAGUGACUUCCAAAUUUAAACCAGACUGAAAGGCUGAAACCACUGCUAGUAGGACAAAUAGCGUGAGCUGCUUCUUAAAGGCAAAGUUCACCCAAAAAUGACAUUCAGUCAUUAUCUAAUCAGGCCCAUGCUGAUGGAAAGUCAGGUGAAGUUUUGUAGUACACGAAACAUUUCUGGAGCUUCCCAGCAAAACAGUGGUGCAGCAUUAUCGUAAACAACUGAAGUGAAAUGUGAAAUGUGAAAAGAAGCAAUCAAAGAAGUCCCUGGAAGCCCCGUGAUCCCAAAGUAAUUUGAAAAAAACUUGGAGGUGCAGUCGAGCUUGUGCACCCACUUAAUGGAGUGCACACUAAUGUUUUUAGCAGCUACAGUGAAUAUUUUGACUAAGAAAAGGAUGUAAAUGACAUCUUAUCAAAGCAAUUCGGAAUUUUCCAGGAACUUGGAUUAUGAGCUGUACGGACCUAUUUUUUAAAAAAGUUUUAAAAUGAUCUACUUUAGUUGUUUAGGAGAAUGAUGCUAUUUGUUGUGAGGCUCCUGAGAGGUUGAUUGACUUUUUCAUCCGCAUAAAUGGAGGGUUUAUAAUGAACACCUUCUUUCUUUUUUGGUGAACUAUUCCUUUAACACAUGACCAAGAGUGGUUCAAAUCGACUGAGCGACUGCCAGUUCUCGUUAUUAAGGUGCCGGUGCUUGUGGCAUCAGUUUCAACGAAAAAAGAGAACAAGAUGCUUUUACUUGCUCUUUGCAGACAGAGUUCAAUCCAAAUCACUCUUACCAGUAAAAUAUGGGACUGGACAGAGUGGAAAAGGCAUUGAUUAUUGCCUUUACAGGAUAUUUCUCCUAAUUUAACUGUAUUUAAACAAUACGACAAACUGUGAGAGUAAAUUCCAUCCUGCCACUCCUGGUGUGAGCAGGGCUUUGGCUGAAUACUUAUGAAUUAAAUUAUUGAAACAUUUUUCAGGGAUAUGGACGUAAACACACUCUAAUGGAUUUCAGCUUUUGCCACUAUGAAGGAUCCUGCACAGAGGAUUGUGUGUGACACAAUUGUGCACCAUCAUUUGCACUAUUUUUAGAUUCGCCACAUCCUGAGGACCUGCGAGGUGCACAGACCGUGAUGCCAACCUGCUUAGCAAAGUUCCCGCUCAUGUGCUUAAAGAUAAAUGUUUUUUACACAGAGAUGUGUGUGCCUUUUGAUUUCGAUCAUCGCUAAAAAACAUUUGUGUCUGUGAUGUUUCAUGCAGCAGAGGACUGAAAGUUGGUGAUGCAAUGCUGAAAUGUACCCUUGUAUUUUUAUUUGCUGUGUGAGACGAUGUGACUUGACUAUAUGCUUAUUUAAGUGAUAUCAAUGCAAACUUUUGAGAUAGUUUGAUGUGGAUGGGAGAUGUUCUGAAGAAAAUUGUGAACGAUAACAUUUCAGAUUCAUGGAGGAAGUCUGUGAAGUUCAGUGCAGCUAUCGCCUUCUGUGAUCUCACAUGCAGGCUUGCACAAAGAUCUGUCUUUAAAUAAACCUUUUAACUGUG